AUGACAACACCAACUGGAAAAAAGCGAAUGGAUCAAGUUGCAAUUGGUGAUUUGGUUCUGACUGGCAAUUUGACCGCAACGUAUUACACUCCAAUUAUAUCAUGGAUGCAUCGUGAGCCGGACAAUCGCUACAACUUUCAUACAAUUAUGACAGAGUACGGAAAAAUGUUGGCAGUCUCGGCGAAACACUUGAUUUAUCGAAAUCUGUGUGAUGAAAACUACGCUGAGUAUGUGCGAUAUCUUCCCAAAGGGCGCAAUGUGGUUUUUGCUGAGGAACUGAAAGUCGGAGACUGUCUUGUUCUUCUUUAUAAGGGAAAAUAUCGGCAACAACGGGUUAUGCGCAUUUCCAUCACUGAACGUAAAGGAAUAUUCGCUCCAAUCACAGAGAAUGGAAGGAUAAUUGUGAACGACAUUGUUGCCUCGGUGUAUAGCGGAAUAAAGCAUACCCGUUUGCAAGGGCAGUAUUACUCCACAGUAGCUUAUAUUCAAAGUUGGUUGCGGUUGUUUGGAGAUUCAGUGUUUCAUACGACUGCAAUCCCAGUUGGAUCUUCUUUGGCUUCAGAUUUGCUCCGUUUGGUUGUACCGUGA
Messenger RNA from Caenorhabditis briggsae, 588 nucleotides. It is a transcript of the gene Cbr-hog-1, whose product is annotated as Protein CBR-HOG-1. Lineage: Eukaryota; Metazoa; Nematoda; Chromadorea; Rhabditida; Rhabditidae. The coding region runs from base 1 to 588 and encodes 195 amino acids. The transcript has 5 exons. Gene Ontology annotation, biological process: protein autoprocessing. The record is from RefSeq and is a predicted model, not a curated record.